AUUCUCGCACACGCAUUGGUUUGUUGGACGUUGAAGGUAGAUGAAGUCAUAAAAUUACUCAUAGUUAACUAAAUCUGUCAUAAGAAACAAAAUGGCGGAAAAAGUGGCAGUAGUCACCGGUGCAAAUAAAGGCCUAGGAUUCGCGAUUGUGAAAGGAUUGUGCCAAAAAUACCAAGGAGUCGUAUACCUAACAGCAAGAGAUGAAUCAAGAGGCUUGGAAGCUGUGAAAAAGUUAAACAAGAUCGGAUUAACACCGCAGUUUCAUUUACUUGAUGUGAGUGAUAAAAAUAGUAUAAAAAAAUUCGCAGAAUAUCUCAAAAUAAAACAUGGUGGUUUUGAUGUCCUUGUAAAUAAUGCAGGUGUUUUAGAUUGGGAUCAAGUUUACCCAACCUACGAAGCAGCUAAAAGAAAUAUCGAAACAAAUUACAAAACUUUACUGAAUAUUGAAGAACUUUUGUAUCCUUUGCUAAGAGAUGGCGCUAGAGUCGUAAAUGUGUCAAGCGCGUGCGGUCACCUUUCCAAUUUACGCAAUAAAAAAUGGCUAGAUUUACUAACGAAACAAGAUCUGAAAAUCGAAGAUAUAAAUUAUUUCGUUGAUCAAUAUCUGGAGAGUGUUAAAAAUGGCACGUUUAAAAAAGAAGAUUUUGCAGAUGACGGGAAACAUGCAGAACAUAGAGUUUCUAAAAUAGCUUUGACAGCACUAACCAUGGUACAGCAGAAAAAAUAUCCAAACAUAAUCAUAAAUGCUGUGCACCCUGGUUAUUUGGAUACAGAUAUGGCUAAAAUUAAAAGAGGAGCUGUUGAUCCUGACGAAGCAGCAAAAACCAUUCUCUAUCUGAUUCUAGAAGCAUCACCUAAGUUGAAAGGAACUUUCAUGUGGUAUAAUAGAAAAUUAGUCGAUUGGUAUGACGUUGAAGGUGAUUAUUUUUAUAAACAUGGAGUCGAAUAAAGCGUUAAAGCCUG
Molecule: messenger RNA, 963 nt
Organism: Maniola jurtina (meadow brown)
Lineage: Eukaryota; Metazoa; Arthropoda; Insecta; Lepidoptera; Nymphalidae
Product: carbonyl reductase [NADPH] 3-like
Exons: 1
Coding region: 92-949 (285 amino acids)
Molecular function (GO): carbonyl reductase (NADPH) activity
Source: RefSeq, a predicted model, not a curated record